Molecule: messenger RNA, 4231 nt
Organism: Tachyglossus aculeatus (Australian echidna)
Lineage: Eukaryota; Metazoa; Chordata; Mammalia; Monotremata; Tachyglossidae
Gene: PUM1
Product: pumilio RNA binding family member 1
Exons: 22
Coding region: 70-3687 (1205 amino acids)
Biological process (GO): regulation of mRNA stability; miRNA processing
Cellular component (GO): cytoplasm; cytosol
Molecular function (GO): mRNA 3'-UTR binding
Source: RefSeq, a predicted model, not a curated record
CCAGCGUGCACCGCGGCCGCCCCGUCCCCGGCGGGCCGCCAUGUUGUCGGAGGGAGAGGUGCUGGUGGAAUGAGCGUGGCGUGCGUCUUGAAGCGGAAAGCAGCCCUCUGGCAGGACUCCUUCAGCCCCCACCUGGAGCCACUCCCUCAGCAACCAGCUCAUCCCAACAUGCCCGUGGUGUUGGCAUCUGGACCCGGGGCCCAGGCGCAGCAACCCCCUGCGGCCAGCCAGGCCCUGGCUGCCGCCGCAGCCGCUGCCGCCGCAGCCGCUGCCGCCGCCGCCGCCGCAGGGACCCGCUCCAGCCCCGCACCAGGCUCCGGUGGCGGCGCCGGACGCUCCCAGGACGACGCUAUGGUGGAUUACUUCUUCCAGAGGCAGCACGGGGAGCAGCUCGGCGGAGGGGGCAGCGGCGGAGGCGGCUAUAGUAACAGCAAACAUCGCUGGCCCACCGGGGACAGCAUCCACGCCGAGCACCAGGUGCGCUCCAUGGACGAGCUGAAUCAUGAUUUCCAAGCACUUGCUCUGGAGGGCCGAGCUAUGGGCGAGCAGCUCUUGCCAGGGAAAAAGUUUUGGGAAACAGAUGAUUCCAGCAAAGACGGACCAAAGGGGAUAUUCUUGGGUGACCAGUGGCGAGACAGUGCCUGGGGAACGUCAGACCACUCCGUCUCCCAGCCGAUCAUGGUGCAGCGCCGGCCUGGUCAGAGCUUCCAUGUCAACAGCGAGGUCAACUCGGUACUGUCACCACGGUCGGAGAGCGGGGGCUUGGGCGUCAGCAUGGUGGAGUACGUCCUGAGCUCUUCCCCUGGAGACUCCUGCCUCAGGAAAGGCGGAUUUGGCCCACGGGAUGCAGAUGGCGACGACAACGACAAAGGGGAGAAGAAGAGCAAAGGCACCUUUGACGGGGACAAGCUGGCAGAGCUGAAGGAGGAGGGUGACAGCAUGGACAAGGCCAAUGGGUGCUUACCCGUGCAGAACGGAAUUGACGGGGAUGGCAAAGACUUCAGCCGGACCCCCGGGAACUGCCCGACGUCAGCCGCCGAGGUGGAUCUCCUGGGCCCAAACCCGGGUGGAGCCGACGGCCUGGCCCAGCUGGGCGGUGGCAACGGGGCCAAGCCCGUGGAGGAUUUCUCGGCCAUGGAAUCCCAGAGCGUGCCACUGGACGCCAUGGAGCACGUGGGCAUGGAGCCUCUCCAGUUCGACUACUCCGGCACACAGGUGCCCGUCGACUCGGCCGCGGCCACCGUGGGUCUGUUCGACUACAACUCCCAGCAGCAGCUGUUCCAGAGGCCGAAUGCACUUGCGGUCCAGCAACUUACCACAGCCCAGCAGCAGCAGUACGCGCUGGCCGCCGCUCACCAACCACACAUCGGUCUGGCUCCCGCCGCCUUUGUCCCCAACCCCUACAUCAUCAGCGCUGCGCCCCCGGGGACGGACCCCUACACGGCCGGACUGGCGGCCGCCGCGGCCACCCUUGGCCCUGCCGUGGUCCCCCACCAGUACUAUGGAGUCACCCCCUGGGGCGUCUAUCCAGCCAGCCUCUUCCAGCAGCAGGCGGCCGCCGCUGCCGCCGCCGCCGCCACCAACUCAGCCAAUCAGCAGACGACGCAGCAGACCCAGCAAGGCCAGCAACAGGUGCUGCGGGGAGCGGCCAGCCAGCGGCCCCUGACCCCAAACCAGAACCAGCAGGGACAGCAGACGGACCCCCUCGUGGCAGCUGCAGCCGUCAACUCCGCGUUGGCCUUCGGACAGGGGCUGGCGGCUGGGAUGCCGGGCUAUCCAGUCCUGGCGCCCGCCGCAUACUACGACCAGACGGGCGCCCUGGUGGUGAACGCAGGAGCCCGCAACGGCCUGGGCGCACCCGUCCGCCUCGUGGCUCCCGCCCCCGUCAUCAUCAGCUCCUCGGCCGCCCAAGCAGCAGUCGCAGCGGCCGCAGCUUCGGCCAACGGCGCAGCGGGGGGCCUCGCGGGCACGACGAACGGGCCGUUCCGCCCUUUGGGCACACAGCAGCCGCAGCCGCAACCCCAGCCACAGCCCAGCAGCAACCUGGCCUCCAGCUCAUUCUACGGCAACAGUUCGCUGAGCAACAACGCCCAGAGUAGCUCUCUGUUCUCCCAGGGCUCGGCCCAGCCUGCCAGCCCCUCCCUGGGCUUUGGGGGCAGCGGCUCUCUGGGUGCCACCCUGGGCUCUGCCCUCGGUGGGUUUGGCACGGCAGUCGCCAACUCCAGUGCCGGCAGCGCCUCCCGCCGUGACUCUCUGACGGGCAGUAGCGACCUGUACAAGCGCACCUCUGGCAACCUCACCCCCAUUGGACACAGCUUCUACAACGGCCUGGGCUUCUCCUCGUCACCGGGCCCAGUGGGCAUGCCCCUGCCCAGCCAGGCCCCGGGACAUUCCCAGACACCGCCCCCAUCCCUCUCCUCGCACGGGUCCUCGUCCAGUCUAAACCUGGGUGGACUGACCAACGGCAGCGGGAGAUAUAUUUCGGCAGCCCCCGGGGCCGAGGCCAAGUACCGCAGCGCCAGCAGCGCCUCCAGCCUGUUCAGCCCGAGCAGCGCCCUGUUCCCUCCGUCCCGCCUGCGCUACGGCAUGUCCGACGUCAUGCCGUCCGGCCGCAGCCGCCUCCUGGAGGAUUUCCGCAACAACCGCUACCCCAACCUGCAGCUGCGUGAGAUCGCCGGCCACAUCAUGGAGUUUUCCCAGGACCAGCACGGAUCCAGGUUCAUCCAGCUGAAACUGGAGCGGGCGACCCCAGCUGAACGCCAGCUGGUCUUCAGUGAGAUCCUGCAGGCGGCCUACCAGCUCAUGGUGGACGUGUUUGGGAACUAUGUCAUCCAGAAGUUUUUUGAAUUUGGGAGCUUGGAGCAGAAGCUGGCGCUGGCGGAGCGGAUCCGGGGACAUGUGCUGUCCCUGGCACUGCAGAUGUAUGGCUGCCGCGUCAUCCAGAAGGCGCUCGAGUUCGUUCCCCCUGACCAGCAGAACGACAUGGUGCGGGAGCUGGACGGCCACGUCCUCAAGUGCGUCAAGGACCAGAACGGAAACCAUGUAGUGCAGAAGUGCAUCGAGUGUGUCCAGCCACAGUCUCUGCAGUUCAUCAUCGAUGCCUUCAAGGGCCAGGUGUUUGCGUUGUCCACGCACCCGUACGGCUGCCGCGUGAUCCAGAGGAUCCUGGAGCAUUGCCUCCCCGAUCAGACGCUGCCCGUCCUGGAGGAGCUGCACCAGCACACGGAGCAGCUCGUGCAGGACCAGUACGGAAACUACGUCAUCCAGCACGUACUGGAGCACGGGCGUCCCGAGGACAAGAGCAAGAUUGUAGCCGAAAUUCGGGGCAACGUACUUGUAUUGAGUCAGCACAAGUUUGCCAGCAAUGUGGUGGAGAAGUGCGUGACCCACGCAUCGCGCACGGAGCGCGCCAUGCUGAUCGAUGAGGUAUGCAGCGUGAACGAUGGGCCGCACAGCGCGCUGUACACCAUGAUGAAGGACCAGUACGCCAACUACGUCGUGCAGAAGAUGAUCGAUGUGGCCGAGCCCGCCCAGCGCAAGAUCGUCAUGCACAAGAUCCGGCCACAUAUCGCCACGCUGCGCAAAUACACGUACGGGAAGCACAUCCUGGCCAAGCUGGAGAAGUACUACAUGAAGAACGGGGUGGACCUGGGACCCAUCUGCGGCCCCCCCAACGGCAUCAUCUGAGAAAACGGGGGCGCUCCGCCCACCCCCGUCCCUGCCUUCCAUCCCCUGCCACCACCACCCCUGAUAUUCCAGCAGGUCCGCGGAUCCGGGAACCGGACAUACAGACACACACACAGACACACACACACACACACGUCCCUCUCCCCCUUUGUAAAUUCCUUUAAUUUUAUUAUGCAUAACAUGUACUAAUUAUUUUUUUUAAUUAACAAAUUGCCCUGCUGUUUUACUGGUUGUAUAGUAUCCUUGUACAUAGGUAGCAACCGACCCAGAGGCCCUGGGCCCGACGCUCCCCACCCUGUUCCCCCCACCCCCAGAGACUCGGCUCAGGGCUGAUGUCAAAGAGAAAAAAAAGUUUUUAAUUGUUGGGCGGGAAGGCGGGUUUGGCCAUCCGGCUUCCCCUGGGUGAGUGUGUGGCCGGCUGGCCGGUGCCCGUGGCCACCUUCCCUGCUGCGCCCGGACCGAGCUCCCCGUGGUGCCAGCCUCCCACCCCAGAUGCCUUUUUAAGUUUCUGGAACUUUUUAAAUUGCUCCUUUCGGAGGGUGGA